Glycine soja is the source of this 2815-nucleotide messenger RNA. Its product is annotated as protein TPX2-like. The transcript has 18 exons. Gene Ontology annotation, molecular function: protein kinase activator activity; microtubule binding. Lineage: Eukaryota; Viridiplantae; Streptophyta; Magnoliopsida; Fabales; Fabaceae. Gene Ontology annotation, cellular component: nuclear microtubule; mitotic spindle. Gene Ontology annotation, biological process: mitotic spindle assembly; regulation of mitotic spindle organization; activation of protein kinase activity. The coding region runs from base 156 to 2564 and encodes 802 amino acids. The record is from RefSeq and is a predicted model, not a curated record.
AACCGUUGCACUGGACACCCAAAACAUUACACACACUAUCCCUCCCUCUCUUGUUUCCUUUCCCAGUAGCACACCAAACAAACUCGCUCUCUCCCUCUCUUAUUAAUCACUCAUCAAUUUCCCAAACGGAAAAACCCUAAUAAUCGGAAAUCAAAAUGGCCGUGACGGAGGAAACCGGCGGCGCCACCGUGAUCGACGAGACCUACGAGUUCUCCGCGCCGCGAUUCUUCGAUUUCGUCAAAGGAGAGUCUGAUGAGGAAUCGCGUAAGGCUGAGCUCUGGUUCGACUCCGCUCUCUCCUACGCUCCUUCGCCAUUCAUGCCUAAAAUCAAGACCGGUAGAUCUAUUACUGUGGAUACCUUGUGUGAUUUUAGUGAAGCUGACAAAAUGCAGAAGAUGUUUGCUAGUGUUGAUAACAAUGUUCUGGAAACCAAUGUACAACAACAGAGCAUGACUACCAAAACAGAGGAAGAUGAAGCUGACAAAGUGCAGAAGACGUCAGCAAAUGUUCUGGAAACCAAUAUAAAACCACAGAGUGUGACUACUGUAAAGGAAGAUGAUGCACCUUGCCCUGAUAAAGAAAGAAGUGAGAAUGAUUAUAAAGAAGAUAGUGCAUGCUUAAAGGUUUCAUCUGGAGGAGCAUUCGUUGAAGUAGCAAAAGAUGCUUGCACACCAAAACCAGCAUUACUGAAAAAAGUUGCCACAUCCACUAAUUCCAAGAAGACACAUAAUAAGAAUGAUUAUAAAGAAGAUAGUGCAUGCUUAAAGCUUUCAUCUGGAGGAGCAUCCGUUGAAGUAGCAAAAGAUGCUUGCACACCAAAACCAGCAUUACCGAAAAAAGUUGCCACAUCAACUAAUUCCAAGAAGACCCAUAAUAAGAAGAUGGCCACGAAUACAAAAACUCAGUUAAAGUCAGCAACAGUGAAGAGCGUUGCAGGGACUCCUCACUUGGUCCAAGAGAAUCAAGCCAUUAAGAGGCAAAAAUUGGAUGAAGGAAAAUCUAGACAGAUUAUGAAUGUCAAACAUCAGACAUUGCCUCAUAAUAAGUCAAAAUUGGGUUUAACCGUGUCUACUAGCACUAGUAAAUCUCACAAAGAGGACAGAAAGGUUUAUGUUCGUGAAACACCAGCAACACCAGCCUCUGUACCAUUUGUAUCAAUGGCAGAAAUGAUGAAAAAAUUUCAAUCUAGUACCAGAGACCUGUCAUUGCCCAUCGUUGUUUCUCAUACAAAACCAAAACUUACAUUGACUAGGCCUAAGGAGCCUGAAUUUGAGACAUCUCAGCGGAUUCGCCCAGCUAGGGUGAAGAGUAGUGCUGAGCUUGAGGAAGAAAUGAUGGCUAAAAUCCCAAAAUUCAAGGCUCGACCAUUGAAUAAGAAGAUUUUGCAAACUGCAACUUUGCCUCCCGUUCCAAGAAGUACACCACAGCUACCAGAAUUUAAGGAAUUUCAUCUGGAAACUUUGGCUAGGGCCCAUCAGAAUGCAGAUACAGCUUCAAUAGCUUCAACAGAGGUGUCUCAUAAGGAGAGUUCAAGGAAGCCUUAUCUUACAGAACCAAAAACACCUUUGCUCCAAACUUCACUAAGAGCCCGCCCACCCAAAGUGAAAAGCUCAUUAGAAUUAGAGCAAGAGGAGCUUGAAAAGGCCCCUAAAUUCAAGGCAAGACCUCUAAAUAAGAAGAUCUUUGAAAGUAAAGGGGAUAUUGGAGUAUUUUGCCAUACCAAGAAACAUGUUACCGAACCUCAAGAAUUUCACUUUGCCACUGAUGAAAGGAUUCCGCCACCUGCUGCCAUGGCUGAUUUAUUUGGCAAGCUUUCUAUGAAGUCUGAACCUGCACGUAAUCACAACCCAAUCCCAAGAAACACGACUCCAAAUCCGUUUCAUCUCCACACAGAGGAAAGAGGUGCUGAGAAAGAGAAGAAGCUGGUCAUGGACCUUCUGCAGAAACAGUGGGAAGAGGAAAACGCAAGGAUUCCCAAGGCUAAUCCAUACCCUUACACCACUGAUUACCCUGUGAUCCCACCAAAACCAGAACCAAAGCAAUGCACAAGACCAGAGCCAUUCCAAUUGGAGAGCCUGGUAAGACACGAGGAAGAAAUACAAAAGGAACACGAAGAAAGACACAGAACAGAAAGAGAAGAGGCUCAGAUGAGAGCGUUUAAGGCACAACCAAUCUUAAAAGAGGACCCAAUCCCCCUUCCAGAGAAGGUCCGCAAACCCCUCACACAAGUUCAGGAAUUUAGUUUACAUGUGAAUCAUCGGGCUGUGGAUAGAGCACAAUUUGAUGAAAGGAUUAAGGAAAAAGAAAUGAUGUACAAACGAUACAGAGAAGAGAGUGAAGCAGCAAGAAUGAUAGAAGAAGAGAAAGCGUUGAAACAGAUGAGAAGGACAAUGGUUCCGCAUGCUAGGCCAGUUCCUAAUUUUGAUAAUCCAUUUUGUCCCCAAAAGUCUUCAAAGGACAUAACGAAACCCAAGUCACCAAAUUUGCGUGUACUCCAUAGAAAGGAAAGACGGAAGGUAUUCAAUGGAACUGUGUUCUCGAGUCCAGCUGCUAACAUGAGAUGACUCAAUUUUUCAGUUCCAAGACAUGAGAUGACUCAAUUUUUCAGUUCCAAGACAUGAGAUGACUCAAUUUUUCAGUUCCAACUUGUGAUUAGUGUUCAAGAACUCUUGAAUCCUUGACAUCUAGGUGUUUGUUGUGUAAUAAACUUAUAUAGCUCGGUACCCAAUCUUAAUUCUUUGAUGUAUAUUUUUCAAAAACAAGUUAGAAUGAUGGAGAUUAAUAGUGCUAAUUAAAUUAUGAAUUCCUCUGAAAA